AUUUGAUAGCCUGCAGAGCCAGCCACACCUCUAAAAUGGCUCUGUCAUCAGAAGAACUCUCUGGACUAGAGUUUCUACUAAAAGCUCAAUCAAAAAGUGUUGUGGUUGGGAUAUUGAAAGAAGGAUUCGUGUACAGGAAUGACAAAGUACCUGAUCAAGUGUUAGCGUCUGUUGCUCAAUCGUUGAAUAUUCAACCGUCAGAAGUUAUUACAUUAUUUCAGUCAGUCACAUUACUGGUUAAGAAGGCACUGUAUGAGUGUGUACAAGAUCAAUCUGAUGCCUCUAAGAUAUUUCCUGAUGAUUUUCAUAAUGAUUUAAGAAAGCUUCUAUCUGAUAUCAUUGUCAAAAACAUGUCUGAAUGGAGAACAGAAGCAUCAAAAAGUCAAGUAUCAUUGCCUCGUCUUGUUGAUUUUGAUUGGAGGGUUAACAUCAAAUCAGCAUCUGACUCUGUCUCACGUAUGGCAGCACCCACCUGUCUCCUACAAAUGAAGGUCCAACCUUCUCCAGUCAAUAGUUCAGAAUUACCUAAUUUAGAAUCUAUUAAUGUUGAAUUCAAUAAAGAGAAGCUGGACACGAUGUUGGAUGGUCUUGGGAAAAUUAGAGAUCAGCUCUCCUCCGUUGCCAAGGCAACUACUUAACCAUACCCAUAAGUACAAUGACAUGUUCACUGUACAUGAACGUUAAUAUUGCUGUUUAUAUUAUGUGUGUAUGUACAUUUGUGUGUGUAAAGGUUACGUUAUUGGGUUUUAUAAUAAUUAUUAUUUUCAUGAUAGAUUAAUGACACCUCAUCUGAGCAGUUAAAGUGAUAAUUUGUGUUAACGUGUCACUCAAAUUGUGAAACUUGCCGGGAAUUUUGUUUAUGAAAAUAUACACCUGGCAUCGAGAAAUAAUAUAUUUAUAGUUUUUGUUAAAACAAUAAAAUUACUUUGUACAUUGGGUGAACAUUAUGCAUGAAUAACUCAGUAAAGUUCUUUAUUGAUGUAAUUAAUAUAUAUUAUGUGUAUCUAUUUAGCCUAUCAAAGUAGUUCAAAUGUAGAUAUCUUCUUACUCUUGUUUAU
Amphimedon queenslandica is the source of this 1058-nucleotide messenger RNA. Its product is annotated as COMM domain-containing protein 9-like. Lineage: Eukaryota; Metazoa; Porifera; Demospongiae; Haplosclerida; Niphatidae. Bases 36 to 638 code for a protein of 200 amino acids. The record is from RefSeq and is a predicted model, not a curated record. The transcript has 8 exons.